AUGGUUUUGUUCAUGAGUGACGAGGCUCAUUUCCACUUAAAUGGUUAUGUGAAUAAGCAAAAUUGUCGCUACUGGUCCCCAGUAAAUCCACAACAGUUGCAUGAGGAACCUCUGCAUACUCCAAAAGUCACAGUUUGGUGUGCAAUAGGUGCAACGCAAAUUAUUGGCCCUUAUUUUUUCGAGGACAACGGACAAACGACCACUGUAAAUUCAGAACGUUACAUCGAAAUGCUGACCCAAUUUUUUUUUCCUGAGCUUCAACGACGACGUGUCAGUAUUAGAAAAGUGUGGUUUCAACAAGACGGGGCAACAUCACACACAGCUCGUGCCUCAAUGGAGGUUCUUCGCCAAAAAUUCCCCGGACGUCUCAUUUCACGCUUUGGUGACGUUCCGUGGCCCCCUCGCUCCCCUGACUUGUCAUUGUGUGAUUUUUUUUUGUGGGGUCACUUAAAAUCAAAAGUCUAUCAAUACAAGCCACAAACCCUAGAUGAAUUGAAGAACGAGAUCACACGAGUUGUGGGUGAAGUUCCGGGACAGAUGCUGACCGACGCGAUGGACUCGUUUCGGGAGCGCCUGCAUUCCUGCAUUGCGGCUCAAGGGCGCCAUAUGACUGACAUUAUUUUUAAAACCUAA
Molecule: messenger RNA, 633 nt
Organism: Macrosiphum euphorbiae (potato aphid)
Lineage: Eukaryota; Metazoa; Arthropoda; Insecta; Hemiptera; Aphididae
Source: the annotation of a GenBank genome assembly